CUAGCAGCGACAUGCCGCAGCCCGGUUUUGAUCCUACGAAACUCAGGUUAUUUCGUCGAAGGUUAUGUUAGCACCGACGUAUUUGUAGUAAUACAAAUAAUUAGCAUAAGACUAUUAAUUGAUUUCGUAUAUUUGGCUUAAAAAAUAAUGGGUGAAUCUGACGAAAAGAUAGUGGAACGAGGUGAUUAUGUUGUUGUUCAAAGACAAAAUUACCACAAACUCUACAAAGCAACAGAGCAUGGGACACUAAUGCUGGGUAAACUUUCACUGGAUAUGAGUGGAAUAAUUGGAAACCCUGUGUGGACUACAUAUGAAGUGGAUCAAAAGGGACCUGGGAUGCGUUCUCAUCCCCUGCGGAAGACCAAUGUGGUUGAAUCAUUAUCAGAAGAUUUGAAAAGUGUCUUGCCCAGUGGAUUAGACAACCGGACGAUUGUUGAUGAUGGUACAUCUCAGCUGUUGUCAACCGAACAAAUAGCUAGUCUUCGGGAAGCUGGGAAAUCUGGUAAAGAAAUUGUUGGUAAACUUAUAGAAAAUAGUAAGACUUUUCAUAAUAAAACAGAGUAUUCACAAGCAAAGUAUUUGAAAAAGAAGGAGAAAAAAUACUUUCGGUACAUAACUAUCAGAAAACCCACCAUACCCUUGUUACACGAUAUUUUUUUCCGAAUGGAUCAUCAAAAAAUCAGUGGACUGAGAAUGGACACCCUAGCUCAACUUCUCUCAUAUUCCGGGGUUAAGGCAGAUGGGCUUUACAUGCUGUAUGAUAGCGGAUCCCAAGGAUUACCAGCUGCAGCUAUGCUCCAUCGUAUUGGAGCAAACACAAAUGGUAAACUACUUCAUAUACAUCCUGGGAAUAUACCCCAGAAAUAUUUGGUUCAAGCUAUGAACUUUCCUGAAGAACAGCUCAACAGAAUGAUAUUCGUUAACAUCCAUAGUCUACUGCGUAUGUAUUAUCAGGGCAUAGAGUCAAUUCUUGAAGAAUGGAAGUCUGGGGAAAAAUCAAAAACUUCAGACUUGGAUGUUAUUGACUUUAGCCGUGAACAUUCUGAUUUGAAGAAAAAUGACACAGAAAAUAGUGAUGAAAUCACUGUAGUUGAUUUAGAGGAAGACGAAGAGUUGAUCGACAAACAAGAAGUAGCAGCAAAUUCCGAAGCUGACAAAACAUCAGAAAACAAAGACUUGAAGCGGAAACUUGACGAUAAAAUAAAUCAUGGGCCACCAAAAAAACCAAAGUGGCUUUCCUUUGCAGAAGAGGCCGUUGAUCUUAUUAAAAAAACAAAAGCUGAAGGUCUUGUCAUUGUAGCUAAAGAGCAUCCAUUGAAUAUCAUUAAAAGUCUUCUACCAUUUUUAGGAGCUUCCAGACCAUUUGUGAUUUAUCAUGCAUCUAGGGAACCACUGCAGGAAACUUAUGUUGCUCUAAAGCAAAGAUCUGACGUUAUUAAUUUGAGAUUGUUUACCAAUUUCUUACGAUCUUAUCAAGUGUUACCCGAUAGGACACACCCUGAUAUUUUAAUGAGUGAUACAGGUGGAUAUUUAUUGUAUGGUUAUUCGGUUGAGUAAAUUCCUAAACUGCAAAAUUGUGAAAACAAAACUAUUUUAUGGUUUGACUAUAUCUUCAAUCAACUUCAAAUUUAUCACAAUUUAUUCUAAGAAAACGCAAGUGACAGUGAGCCACGGAUGUGUAACAAAUAAAUAUGUUUUUAAUACGAACAAUUUCUAAAUAAAAUACGACAAUUUGUUCCACGUGUUCGAUA
Athalia rosae (coleseed sawfly) is the source of this 1751-nucleotide messenger RNA. It is a transcript of the gene Trmt6, whose product is annotated as tRNA (adenine(58)-N(1))-methyltransferase non-catalytic subunit TRM6. The coding region runs from base 148 to 1557 and encodes 469 amino acids. The record is from RefSeq and is a predicted model, not a curated record. The transcript has a single exon. NCBI's taxonomy places the organism in Eukaryota, Metazoa, Arthropoda, Insecta, Hymenoptera, Athaliidae. Gene Ontology annotation, biological process: tRNA methylation. Gene Ontology annotation, cellular component: nucleus; tRNA (m1A) methyltransferase complex.